Molecule: messenger RNA, 3412 nt
Organism: Callithrix jacchus (white-tufted-ear marmoset)
Lineage: Eukaryota; Metazoa; Chordata; Mammalia; Primates; Cebidae
Source: RefSeq, a predicted model, not a curated record
UGGCAUGGGCCCUAAGUGCCGGGCACUGACCACAGCCGGCACUGGAGGGUCAGGCAGGCCUUGAAGGAGGUGAGGUCUGAAGGGCUGAGCCCAGGUCUGGAGGCGGGCAGAGCACCCUGGCCUGAGAGAUGCCUGGCAAACAGUCCGAGGAAGGGCCGGCGGAGGUGGGGGCUUCAGAGGACGGCGAGGAGGAGGGCCUGGGCGGCCUGACCGUGGAGGAACUGCAGCAGGGCCAGGAGGCUGCUCUGGCUCUGGAGGACAUGAUGACGCUCAGUGCUCAGACCCUGGUCCGGGCCGAGGUGGACGAGCUCUACGAGGAGGUGCGUCCCCUGGGCCAGGGUCGCUACGGCCGAGUUCUUCUGGUCACCCAUCGUCAGAAAGGCACACCCCUGGCACUGAAGCAGCUCCCCAAAGCCCGCACGUCCCUCCGUGGCUUCCUGUAUGAGUUCUGUGUGGGCCUCUCGCUGGGCGUGCACUCGGCAAUCGUGACAGCCUACGGCAUUGGCAUCGAGUCGGCAGAGUCCUACAGCUUCCUGACGGAGCCCGUCCUGCACGGGGACCUCAUGGCCUUCAUCCAGCCCAAGGUGGGCCUCCCGCAGCCCGCAGUGCACCGCUGCGCCGCCCAGCUGGCCUCCGCCCUGGAGUACAUCCACGCGCGCGGCCUGGUGUACCGGGACCUGAAGCCGGAGAACGUGCUGGUGUGCGACCCCGACUGCCGGCGCUUCAAGCUGACCGACUUCGGUCACACCAGGCCUCGCGGGACGCUGCUGCGCCUGACCGGGCCGCCCAUCCCCUACACGGCCCCCGAGCUCUGCGCGCCCCCGCCCCUCCCCGAGGGCCUGCCCAUUCAGCCGGCUCUGGACGCCUGGGCGCUGGGGGUCCUGGUCUUCUGCCUCCUCACCGGCUACUUCCCCUGGGACCAGCCCCUGGCCGAGGCCGACCCCUUCUACGAGGACUUCCUCAUCUGGCAGGCCUCGGGCCAGCCGCAGGACCGUCCUCAGCCCUGGUUCGGCCUGGCCCCCGCGGCCGACGCGCUUCUAUGGGGGCUGCUGGACCCUCACCCCCGAAGGAGGAGCGCCGUGAGCACCAUCAGGGAGCACCUGGGGCGCCCCUGGAGGCAGCGGGAGGGCGAGGCUGAAGAAGUGGGAGAGGUGGAAGAGGAGGCCGGGCAGUGAGCGGGCCUGGGGCUGGCAGAGAGGGAAGCCGCCCCGCCCGCGGCCUCCAGGCUGUCACUUGGCGGCUCUUGGUUUCUCCUCUGUGUUUUCAUCCCUGUGGCUUGGGAUUCCCCUCCGCGUCCUCCUAUCUCCUCUCUGCAGGCUGCUUCCCUGCCUUGGUCCACGGGGGCCUCAGACAUCUGUGCGCUCCUCCGUCCCUGCCGCCACCUUCCCCGGGGGGGCCUCAGACCUCCGUGCGCCCCUCCGUCCCUGCCGCCACCUUCCCCGGGGGGGCCUCAGACCUCCGUGCGCCCCUCCGUCCCUGCCGCCACCUUCCCCGGGGGGGGGGGCCUCAGACCUCCGUGCGCCCCUCCGUCCCUGCCGCCACCUUCCCCGGGGGGGCCUCAGACCUCCGUGCGCCCCUCCGUCCCUGCCUCCACCUUCCCAGGGCCUCUGCACUUGGUGUUUGCUCGGGACUCAUCCCCUCACGCCCUGCACUUUUAUUUUUUUUGAGACAGGGUCUUGCUCUCCCAGGCUGGACUGCAGUGACUUGAUCUCAGCUCACUGCAGCCUCGAAAUCCACAGCUCCAGCAAUCCUCCUGCCUCAGCCUCCUGAGUAGCCGGGAUUACAGGCAUGCGCCAACACGCUCGGCUAAUUUUUUAAACUUUUUUAUUUUAUUUUAUUUUUGAGACGGAGUUUCGCUCUUGUUACCCAGGCUGGAGUUCAAUGGCGCGAUCUCGGCUCACUGCAACCUCUGCCCCCUGGGUUCAGGCAAUCCUUCUGCCUCAGCCUCUGGAGUAGCUGGGAUUACAGGGCUGCACCACCAUGCUCAGCUAAUCAAAACAUUUUUUUUAAUAGAGAUGGGGGUCUUGCUAUGUUGCUCAGGCUAAUCUCAAACUCCUGGCCUCAAGCAAUUCUCCAGCCUCAGCCUCCCACAGUGCUGGGAUAUCAGCUAUGCACCAAAUGCUUACUGUCUGCCCCCCCAUCCCCCACGGUACUGUUCUCUAGGACGUGUGUCCUCUUCUCACUGCAUGGCUUAUUUUUUGUGGUUAUUUUGUGAGCUCCUGCAGUCAGGGGUCUUUGCCCAUCCCAUUUGCUGACGGACCCAUGUACUCAGCGAUGGCCUGCAGCAGGUGUCAGGAAAUGUCUAUGAAAUAAACGAGCCAGUGUGGUGUGGCAGGGCCUCCUCUCUGUCCCUGUCCUCCUGACGUCCUCUCCCUACUCUCCAGCCGGGUCUCCCUCCCACCUGGCACCACCCUCUGUGAUGUGCUUGCCUUCUUUCGCCCCAGCGGCUCGGCAAAUAAACUUCAUCUGGCACUCCCAUCCCAGUGCUGCUGCGAGUCUGUCCACUGGGGAAUGAGAAGGGGGGUGCACAUCAGAGGGCGUGCAGAGGUGAGAGCGUGGGGUGCAGACACAGAGAGCAGGGAGAGAUGGAGAGAGACAGAGAUACACAUAGAGAAACAUGCAGGAGAGAAAAAGGAGAGAUGGAGAUAGAGAAACAGACACAGGAAGAAACGGAGGAUGAGAGAAAGAGACACAGAGAAGGAGAAACAGACGGAGGGGGAGAAAGACAGGGAGAGACAGAGGGGCAAGGAUGACCUGCUGCUGCCUGAGCCUCCCGGCAGGGGGUCCUGAGGCAGAGCUGUGGGCAGGAGGGAGUGAGCCACUUGCUUCUAAGAAUCCCUUCCUUUACCAAACCAGUUUGUGUGCUAACAAUGGAAUGAAAAAUACCGUCCUCAAAGCUUCCAUCAAGGAACUAUACGCGUGUGUGCAUCUGUUUGCAGGUGUGAAUGUCAUGUGUGAGCAUGAGUGUGUGCAUGAGUUUGUGCACAUGUGUGUGUGAGCAUGAGUGUGUGCACAUGUGAGCAUGAGUGUGUGCCAGUGAGUGCAUGAGUGUGUGCAUGUGUGUGAGUGCACACGCAUGUAAAGGAGGGAGGAUGGGGUGCAGAGGUGGAGAGAGACAAACGGGAGAGAAAACGGAGAGAUGGAAAUAGAGGAAGAGAGAAACCAUGGGGGAGAGAGAAGGACAGGCAGAGAUGUAGACAGUAGACAGAGGAAGGGAGAGAGAGACGGAAGGGUGAGGAUGACGGAGCUGGUGCUGCCUGAGCCUCGCCACGUGUGGACGAUAACACAGCUUUGUGCCUGUUGUGUGUCCACGAGCACGUGAGCUUGUGUGUGCUGACGUCCUUGUGUGUAUGGGGUGAAUGUGCCUCACUGUGUGUGGAUGUCGGAUCGGUGUGUGUGUGCACACGCCUGU